Folsomia candida is the source of this 2157-nucleotide messenger RNA. RefSeq names its product carboxypeptidase M. Gene Ontology annotation, biological process: proteolysis. Gene Ontology annotation, molecular function: metallocarboxypeptidase activity; zinc ion binding. Gene Ontology annotation, cellular component: cell surface. The transcript is spliced from 10 exons. Lineage: Eukaryota; Metazoa; Arthropoda; Collembola; Entomobryomorpha; Isotomidae. The coding region runs from base 124 to 1737 and encodes 537 amino acids. The record is from RefSeq and is a predicted model, not a curated record.
AUAGGCAGAGAAGAGGACAGGACAUACACGAAAAGACACAAGACGUGGCCUUGGAGUGAGUGGCAUAUCAUUCAUCAUCAUCAUCAUCGGCCGGAGGAGCAGCUCUGUGUCGUCAUCAUCGUCAUGAGGGUGACCAAGUCGUCCCCUUCGUGGUGGUGGUGGUGGUGGAUGAAACCUGCCAUGUGGUACGUGAGCAUGUUGGUAGUGGCCUUUUUCUACAUCUACCUCACCUGCGUCCAGUACAUCCGGGGAGAGGAGGCUGUCCCAUCCGCGGUGGGGAGACUGGGCGGCUACCCCUGGGCGACGCAGAUAUCGUCUCACAAAAUGGUCAAGAGGUCGACCUCUCCCCCCUCGCUGGACUUUAGUUACCACGAUUACGAGGAGAUGACCUCCUUCCUGCGCGGCUUGAACGCGGCUUAUCCCAACAUCACGGCCCUCUACUCGAUCGGGAGGAGCGUGCAGGGGCGCGAGUUGUGGGUCAUGGUGGUCUCCACGUCCCCCUACAAGCACACCCUGGGCGUCCCCAAUGUCAAAUAUAUCGCCAACAUGCAUGGCAACGAGGCCGUGGGGAGGGAACUUAUGCUCCAUUUGCUGCAGUACCUGGUGGAAGGUUUUUACGAAGGGGACGACUACGUGAGCUGGCUCCUGACAAAUACUCGAGUUCACAUUAUGCCCAGUAUGAAUCCGGACGGGUUCGAGGUGGCGAAGGAGGGCACGUGCGAAGGCGGUCAGGGCAGAUACAACGCUCGUGGGUAUGAUCUCAAUAGAAACUUCCCAGACUAUUUUAAAUCCAAUAAUGCCAAAUCCCAGCCGGAAACGGAGCACGUGAAACAGUGGAUUUCGAAAAUUCAGUUCGUCUUGAGUGGGAAUAUUCACGGGGGUGCGUUGGUGGCUUCGUAUCCGUUCGAUAACACCCCAAAAUCACGGCGUUUGGGGUCCGCAUUUCUUCAGCAGGUGUUCCAAAGUCUCGCCUCCGCUCAAUCGUUGACCCCGGAUGACGAUACGUUUAAGCAUUUGGCCCUCGUGUAUGCGGGCGCAAACAAACGGAUGGCGGCGGGUCGGCCGUGCAAGGGUCAGUCCGGAUUUAAGGACGGUGUCACCAACGGGGCCAAGUGGUACCCCCUCCUCGGAGGAAUGCAGGACUACAACUACGUCUGGCACGGCUGCAUGGAAGUCACGCUCGAAAUCUCCUGCUGCAAGUACCCCGUGGCUGCAGAACUUCCCAGAUAUUGGCAGGAGAAUAAGCAUUCUUUGUUGCGCUUCCUUGGCGAAGUUCAUCGCGGUGUGCGAGGUUUUGUCCGGGACGAGGCUGGCAAUCCGAUCGAGGGUGCCACGCUGAAAAUUAAAGACAGAGACUUGGGAUUUAAAACUACUCGACAUGGCGAAUUUUGGCGAGUCCUCCUCCCCGGUAGAUACGUAUUAGAGGCCUUUGCAGAAAACUAUGCUCCUCGAGAGUUGGAAUUUGGAGUGACACCGACCGGGCCCACGUCCCUCAAUGUCACGCUGGAAAGAAGCUUGGACUGGGACGGGGUCGUACUUACAUCCGCGACGGGCUCUCCUGCUGGAGAAUUUUGGGAUUCUUCUCUCCUACUUUCACUCCACUACAAUAACCACUCCGUUCUGGUGGCGUCUUCGUCUGGGAGUAGGAGGAGUCCCCUUGGCGGCGGCGGUGGUGGUGGUGGUGACUUCAUCUUCUCAACCCUCCUACUGAUAACCUUGAUGCACUUAUGCAAAUGAUACAUUGUCAUUAUAACAGAAGAACUAUAGUCUUUCCCAGUGACCUUAUCUAUGCAGCAGCAGCACUUAAAAAAAAUCUCUAUAAAUACUUCUGUAUCUUACUCAUUCACACUGCACUACCAAGCAAAAAAUGAGGCGCCGCCCUUUUAAAACCUUAUCAUUCAUUAUUAGUACUUUUUGUGGGUGGUUUGGUUGCGCAGGGGGGCGGACGGAGUGCCAUUCAUUUCCCGGCCACAUAGAAUUAACAAACAAAACGAGCGGAAACUACUGACCAGACCAGAAUAAAAAAACAAGCAAUACUCUCUCAUCUCUCUAUCUCUCUCUCUACUCUAUAAUUCAGUAAUAUGUACUGCCCAAAAAAACCAGUAUAAUAUACGAUAACCCGUUAAAUGAUAACCAUAAAUAUGUAUCAAUGUCGAA